Messenger RNA from Paramisgurnus dabryanus, 792 nucleotides. The record is from RefSeq and is a predicted model, not a curated record. Lineage: Eukaryota; Metazoa; Chordata; Actinopteri; Cypriniformes; Cobitidae.
AUGAACGCCUCUACACUGAACUUCACCUCUACUGAAACUCAUUUCUUUGGGUUAAUGAGCAUUCUGGAGAUGUGUAUAUACAGCUUCAGCGUACUGUCUGGUCUUCCUACACAAAUCUAUGUGAUUUAUCUAAUCGUCACAGGACGCAGAAUCACAUCUGAGUUCUUCAACCUCAAUCUCGCUGUUUGUGAAAUUAUCAUCUCCCUGCAAUGUUUUUGUCAUUUACUGGCAUUUUUCUAUUCAAGUCUCUCCAGCUUAAUAACAUAUUUAUCAGGACUGAGCAUUACCGGUCGUCCUCUGUUUCAGUGUCUGAUCUGUGUCGAGCGUUACCUGGCUGUGGUUCAUCCUGUAAUCUUUCUGAAGUACAAACCUCUCAGAUAUAAAGUCAUCUGUUGCCUUGCUGUCUGGAUCCUUUGUAUUGUAUCAUGUUUGUUCUGCGAGUUUAUUACAGCCUCAAUAGGCCUUUUCCUCCUCUUCAUCUCCAUUCAGUUGUUUUGUUGUUUGGCUGUUCUCAGAGCUCUGAAGCAGUCAGGACCAGGAGAGAGAGGAAAAGAGAAAGAGGAGGAAAAUCAUAUGAAGAGAAGAGCGUUUUAUCUCAUUCUCAUUACUACUGUAAAUACGGUUAUCAUGUACGCUCCACUUAUUAUAACUGGAUUUCUCACCAUUCUGACAAAACAGAAUAUUCGGGCACUUUGGCUUUUUUGUUCUAUUUGUUUUAGUCUGCCUGGUUUUGUGCAACCUGCUCUUUAUCUGCACGGGGCUGGAAAACUCCUCUGCUUCUUUUCCAAAUAA